This is a messenger RNA of Salvelinus fontinalis (brook trout), 4323 nucleotides long. RefSeq names its product cyclic nucleotide-gated cation channel-like. Gene Ontology annotation, biological process: monoatomic cation transmembrane transport. Gene Ontology annotation, cellular component: intracellular cyclic nucleotide activated cation channel complex; plasma membrane. Lineage: Eukaryota; Metazoa; Chordata; Actinopteri; Salmoniformes; Salmonidae. The transcript is spliced from 12 exons. The coding region runs from base 521 to 2551 and encodes 676 amino acids. Gene Ontology annotation, molecular function: cGMP binding; protein-containing complex binding; intracellularly cAMP-activated cation channel activity. The record is from RefSeq and is a predicted model, not a curated record.
UGUGUUUCUGUUUGGAGUGGCAUAUGAUUACCCUCUCAUUUCCUCUCAGCUCUUCCCACUCUCUCAUCUCUCCAUCUCUCCCCUCCUCCCUCUCCUCUCUCCCCUCCUCCCUCUCAGCUCUUCCCACUCUCUCCAUCUCUCCCCUCCUCCCUCUCAUCUCUCCCCUCCUCUCUCUCCAUCUCUCCCCUCCUCCCUCUCCUCUCUCCCCUCCUCCCUCUCCUCUCUCCCCUCGUCCCUCCAUCUGUCUGUGUUUGGAUUUCACAGUAAUACCCUGUUGCAUUCAGGGGCAGACUGACACAUAGGCAGACCUCAAUAGCGUAUACACACACAGUAACGCAUCUACACAACUGACAGACUUUUUCAACACACACACAUUCACACAGCUAUGGAGAGACACAGAUGAUUUAGUCUGUGGUUUACACAGUGAGUUGGUUUUGAGGUUGUGUGGCUGGUUGACUGGCUGGGAUGGGACGAUUUAGUGUCUAGCAUUCUACAGGGACAGACGGAGGACAACAGAAAGAUGACGGGGCAGGUGUUGGGUGAGCUGGCGUCUCAGAGGCUGUCAGUGAAGACAUGGCUGGACGAGGAAUGUGAGAGAGCAGACAGCAACCUGAGUCAUCUGAGUCGAGGCCAGUCUAUGUGUGAUGACACGUCGUCAGAACUACAACGAAUGGCUAUCAUUGACCGGAGAGGACUCACCUCCCAGAACUCCUUCAGAGGGAGAGGAGCCAUGUCCAGGUUGGUCAGCAUGGUGGUGACUUUGAGAGAGUGGGCCCAUAAGAGUUUGGUUGAGGAGCAAGAGAGACCUGAUUCGUUCCUGGAAAGGUUCCGAGGCCCUGAUCUGCAGGCUCCGCCCAGCAGGAUCAGCCAAUCACGACCGGAUGCUGAGCCCACGGACCACAGCGACCACAUACACACUAAGAGUCCAGGUAUGUUGAUAUUAUCUCCAGCUGAUAAUAUCUAUUACCACUGGCUCCUCAUCAUCUCGACUGCUGUGCUCUACAACUGGUGUCUGCUGGUGGCCAGGGCAUGUUUUGAUGAGCUUCAGACGAGUGGUGCCAUCGUGUGGCUUGUGUUGGACUACCUGUGUGACGGUCUCUACAUCUUGGACACAGCCGUCAGGCUACGCACAGGUUUCCUGGAGCAGGGUCUGUUGGUGAAGGACCUAUCUAAGCUGAGAGACAGUUACCUGAAGACGGUUCAGUUUAAACUAGACCUGUUGUCUAUCCUGCCUACGGACCUGUUCUACCUCUCUCUGGGAAUACACACUCCUCUCCUCCGCUUCAACAGACUGCUGCGGUUCAACCGUAUGUUUGAGUUCUUCGACCGUACAGAGACCAGGACCAGUUACCCCAACGCCUUCCGCAUCACGAACCUGGUCCUUUACAUACUGGUGAUCAUCCACUGGAACGCCUGUAUCUACUACUCCUUCUCCAAGGCCCUGGGACUGGGGUCUGACUCCUGGGUGUAUCCCAACCAGACCACUCUGUCGCGGGGUUACAUCUACUGCCUCUACUGGUCCACCCUCACCCUCACCACCAUAGGAGAGACACCGCCACCCGUACGAGAUGAGGAGUUCCUCUUUGUGGUCUUUGACUUCCUGGUGGGCGUGUUGAUCUUCGCCAGCAUCGUGGGGAACGUGGGAGCCAUGAUCUCCAACAUGAACGCUACGCGGGCAGAGUUCCAGAGCCGCAUCGACCAGGUCAAACACUACAUGCAGUUCAGACACGUCAGCCGUGACCUGGAGCACCGGGUCAUUCGCUGGUUCGACUACCUCUGGACCAAUCAGAAGGCGGUAGACGAACAGGAAGUUCUGAAGAGCCUGCCCAAUAAACUGAGGGCUGAGAUCGCUAUCAAUGUGCACCUGGAGACUUUGAAGAAGGUGCGUAUCUUCCAGGACUGUGAAGCAGGCCUGCUGGUAGAGUUGGUAUUGAAGCUGCGUCCCCAGGUCUUCUCUCCAGGAGAUUAUAUCUGUCGUAAAGGAGACAUUGGGAAGGAGAUGUACAUUAUUAAAGAUGGCCGCCUGGCGGUGGUGGGAGAUGAUGGAGCUACUCAGCUGGCCAUGCUCACCUCAGGAAGCUGCUUCGGGGAGAUCAGCAUCCUGAACAUCCGGGGCAGUAAGAUGGGAAACAGGAGAACAGCUAACAUCCGUAGCCUUGGUUACUCUGACCUGUUCUGUCUGUCUAAGAGAGAUCUGACCGAGGCGCUCAGCGACUUCCCUCAUGCUAGAACCCAGCUGGAGCAGAGGGGGCGGGACAUCCUCAGGAAGGAGGGGCUACUGGAUGAAGUGGGAGGAGAAAGCCUGGGAGUGGAGGAAAUGGAGGAGAAGGUGGAGAAGUUGGAGGCGUGUGUGGAUCGUCUCCAGACGCGGUUGGCACGGUUACAAAUGGAGUAUGCCACCGCGCAGCAACGUCUAAAGCAGCGCAUCACGGCUCUGGAACACAGCGUCGGCACCACGGUUACCGUCGGGAGCGGUUUCCUGUCCGACGCCGACGGCAACGAGAGUGGCGGUGACGACGGAACACGCAGUGAGAUCAACAUCAGACUGUGACAACAACGCUGUAUCGCCAUAGAGACAGCUGGAAGAGUGUUUAUCUUAUUUACUCUCUGUUUUAUUUAGUUAGAUUUAUAUUUUGUGGCAGAUUUGAAAUCUGUUGUUGUUUAUGUCUGUAAGCAGGGUGUCACUGCGUUUAAUGAUGGUGUAACGCUGAGUCUACCUGUAAGCUACUGUAUGUUCAACAAUGUAAAAACAAUGAUUUCACCUUAACUUCCUGUUAAUGACAACCCAAAUAAUAACUUCCAAUAGUUAUUAUUUUACUUGAUGGUUAUUUUGGAAAUAUCAGAGCUCUCUACCAGGCGGUUGAGAAGUCAACAGGAAAUAACAGAUCUCUCUCUACCAGGCGGUUGAGAAGUCAACAGGAAAUAACAGAGCUCUCUCUACCAGGCGGUUGAGAAGUCAACAGGAAAUAACAGCUCUCUCUACCAGGCGGUUGAGAAGUCAACAGGAAAUAACAGAUCUCUCUCUACCAGGCGGUUGAGAAGUCAACAGGAAAUAACAGAUCUCUCUCUACCAGGCGGUUGAGAAGUCAACAGGAAAUAACAGAUCUCUCUCUACCAGGCGUUUGAGAAGUCAACAGGAAAUAACAGAUCUCUCUCUACCAGGCGUUUGAGAAGUCAACAGGAAAUAACAGAUCUCUCUCUACCAGGCGGUUGAGAAGUCAACAGGAAAUAACAGCUCUCUCUACCAGGCGGUUGAGAAGUCAACAGGAAAUAACAGAUCUCUCUCUACCAGGCGGUUGAGAAGUCAACAGGAAAUAACAGAUCUCUCUCUACCAGGCGGUUGAGAAGUCAACAGGAAAUAACAGAUCUCUCUCUACCAGGCGGUUGAGAAGUCAACAGGAAAUAACAGAUCUCUCUCUACCAGGCGGUUGAGAAGUCAACAGGAAAUAACAGAUCUCUCUCUACCAGGCGUUUGAGAAGUCAACAGGAAAUAACAGAUCUCUCUCUACCAGGCGUUUGAGAAGUCAACAGGAAAUAACAGAUCUCUCUCUACCAGGCGGUUGAGAAGUCAACAGGAAAUAACAGAGCUCUCUCUACCAGGCGGUUGAGAAGUCAACAGGAAAUAACAGAGCUCUCUCUACCAGGCGUUUGAGAAGUCAACAGGAAAUAACAGAUCUCUCUCUACCAGGCGGUUGAGAAGUCAACAGGAAAUAACAGAGCUUUCUACCAGGCGGUUGAGAAGUCAACAGGAAAUAACAGAUCUCUCUCUACCAGGCGUUUGAGAAGUCAACAGGAAAUAACAGAUCUCUCUCUACCAGGCGGUUGAGAAGUCAACAGGAAAUAACAGAGCUCUCUCUACCAGGCGGUUGAGAAGUCAACAGGAAAUAACAGAGCUCUCUCUACCAGGCGUUUGAGAAGUCAACAGGAAAUAACAGAUCUCUCUACCAGGCGGUUGAGAAGUCAACAGGAAAUAACAGAUCUCUCUACCAGGCGGUUGAGAAGUCAACAGGAAAUAACAGAUCUCUCUCUACCAGGCGGUUGAGAAGUCAACAGGAAAUAACAGAUCUCUCUACCAGGCGGUUGAGAAGUCAACAGGAAAUAACAGAUCUCUCUACCAGGCGGUUGAGAAGUCAACAGGAAAUAACAGAGCUCUCUCUACCAGGCGGUUGAGAAGUCUAAAGAGGGUCAUACCAGCAAUGCCAUAUUAGAAUGUAAUUUGCAUACCAUUUUACUAAUUUCAACAAUAUAGUUUUUAAAUACUUUAGAUCUGCUAUGGGUCAAAUAAUGACUGAUGUCAAAUGUUAAUAAAAUAUGGUCAUCUUA